CACACAAGUACCAGGCACUCCCGUGCAGCCCAGCAAAAUGUCUUUCUCCUGAAGUGCUGCUCAUCACAGCCUCCAGAUCCCUGACGAUGUUGCCAUGCUUCCCUUCCUGCCUCCUGCCUUUUGCUGCCUUUGCCGGCCUGCUUCUCCUGCCUGGGGCUCAUCUCUGCCCUGCUGUUUGUAGCUGUAUGGACUACCACACCAUAGACUGCCGGGAUCAAGGACUCCCAAGUGUUCCCAACCCCUUCCCAUUGGAUGUACGGAAACUUCUGAUAGCUGAUAACAACAUUCAGGCAAUACCAGCUGAUUUCUUUAUAUUUUAUGGAGAUCUGGUCUAUUUGGACUUCAGGAAUAACUCGCUCACCUCUUUAGAAGAGGGCACUUUUAGCAGUUCUACCAAACUGGUGUAUUUAGACUUGAGCUACAAUAAUUUAACCCAGCUCGAUGCCGGGAUAUUCAGAUCAGCAGAGAAACUGAUCAAACUGAGCCUUGGGAACAACAACCUGGUGGAUGUGGACGAGGCUGCUUUUGAGAAUCUGGACCAGCUGCAGGUGCUAGAACUGAAUGACAACAACUUGCAGAGCCUGAACGUGGCAGCCCUGGAAGCUCUGCCCUCGCUGAGGACCAUCCGCUUGGAGGGCAACCCCUGGGUGUGCGACUGUGACUUUGCCAACCUCUUCAGCUGGAUCCAGGACAAUGCAUCCAAGCUGCAGAAAGGUCUCCAUGAAAUCCAGUGCUCCCUGCCCGUGGAGAACAGAAGGAUCUUCCUGAAUGAGUUAUCUGAGGUCAGCUUCAGUGAAUGCAAAUUCAGUUUGUCCUUGACAGACCUUUUCAUCAUCAUCUUCUCUGGGGUGGCUGUGUCCAUUGCUGCCAUCCUCUCCAGCUUCUUCCUGGCCACCCUGGUGCACUGCUUCCAAAGGUGUGCUCCCAGCAAGGAUGAUGAUGAAGAUGAAGACGACUCUGAGGACUGAACUCAAUCAAAAUCCUUAAUUUUCCUUGGUUUAUCAGUUACCAGAUCAUCAGCCAAAGUCUAGGAGGUUAAAAAAGCAGAGUGAAAGCUUUAAACAUGAUUUAAACUCACAAUGUGUAAGGAUCUCUUCUGCUGGUCACAGGCAGGAAUGGCAGACCUGGGACUGUCACCUCCUCUUGCACAUGUGCUGCAAUCACACCAGGCUGGUUUCCAUGGUCCUUAACCAAACACUGCAUUUAAGCUUGAAGAUUGAAGGAAAAGAGGGGGGAAAAGCCAAAAAAAAAAAAAAAAGUUCCAAUAUUUUAAAAGAUGAGUUUCCAGAUUGUCCUGUUGAAAUGCAGAUUUUCAUCAGUGCUUGAAGCUUGUUCUAGAUACACCUUGGAAAUGACUGCAUGAAUGGACCUGGCUCAGGUUGAAAAUACAGAAGCAAUUCAAAAUAGUAUCCUUUCUAGAUCUAAUACUGGGAGAUUCUAUUAAACCUCCCACAAAAUGCAAUUAAAAUGAUUCCUAGAAUUGUAGAAAGCACGACAGGAAGGUUGGCAUUUUCCCCCUACAAAAGUUCUCCAGAAACAUUCAUCCUCCAUUUAAUGACAGCAAUUGCAGGCACCAUUCAGCAAAAAAAAGUAAAUUAUUUCUGUAAGUGAAUAUGAUUGUGGAUUUGAGUCAUCCACUGCAGAUGCCUGGCACUUCUUCGGUCAUGGCACAAAUCCUAAAUUUAACAUUCUCUUGCAUUUUUAGAUGCAGUGAAGUAAAGGAUUUCCCUCCCCAGUAGCUGUUGCAGCAUCCAGUCCAUUUAGCUAUUUUAAAGCACUAAGGGCUAUAUUCUGCUCCUGGUUAUACUGGAAUAACCCAAAUGAGAUGAACACCAUGAUCCAAAUUGGCAACUCUAUAAACAAAAGUGAAAUCUGGCCCAACAUAUUUCUGACUGUAUUAUAGAUUUGUCAAAACUUGAGCUCUUCUAUAUGAUGGUAGAUAUUUUUGUUAACAUUUAAAAAGACAUUUAUUACAAGAGAUUUUUGGAAUAGUGCUGGACAGCUUUUUAGGAUAAGUAUAUUUUUAAAACAUUUGAAAUGGAAAUAUUUUUUUAAAGCUCUGUGUAUUUAAAUUGUUAUCUAGAGUAGCUGUGAGGGCUUGAAGUAAUGAACAAUAGUGAUAAGCAAGCUAAGGACUUUGUGCUAUUAUAAAAUAAUUAGAGCUGAUAAAAAGUAGCAUUUAUUUAAUGACUGCAAAUGCUAUUAUUUCUUUUAAAAAGCACUCUUUGUUCAAAAUACUGCCUUGCUCAGAAGGAGGGAGCCACCCUGCGUGCUCAGGGGUGCCAGGGUCCAUCAGCACUCCUGGGGAUCCCCCCAGCAGGGAUCAGCUGGAAAACCUUCAGAGAACCACAGUCUGUCUGUCUGUCUGUCUGUCCGUCUCUCUGUCCGUGCCUCAGCUCCAGGACCUGACCAGCACAGCAACGCUGAUCCCUCUGAGGAGACUGGGGGCUGCAGGGGGAGAGCUCUGCCCUGGGGGUGUGCUGGGGUCUGCCCUGUCUG
Molecule: messenger RNA, 2499 nt
Organism: Melozone crissalis (California towhee)
Lineage: Eukaryota; Metazoa; Chordata; Aves; Passeriformes; Passerellidae
Gene: LRRC38
Product: leucine rich repeat containing 38
Exons: 2
Coding region: 87-968 (293 amino acids)
Cellular component (GO): voltage-gated potassium channel complex
Molecular function (GO): potassium channel activator activity; transmembrane transporter binding; voltage-gated potassium channel activity
Source: RefSeq, a predicted model, not a curated record